Molecule: messenger RNA, 1206 nt
Organism: Wallemia ichthyophaga EXF-994
Lineage: Eukaryota; Fungi; Basidiomycota; Wallemiomycetes; Wallemiales; Wallemiaceae
Product: cAMP-independent regulatory protein pac2
Exons: 2
Coding region: 1-1206 (401 amino acids)
Molecular function (GO): DNA binding
Source: RefSeq, a predicted model, not a curated record
AUGGUAACGUACAAUGGACAAAUAAUAAACAAUUUAGACGCCGUGGUACUGUUUAAGGCAGUCGAGGCUAGCAAACUGCAAUUAUAUAAGCGCAGACUGACUUCUUCUGAGCGAAUGUCUAUAAAAUCUGGGGAUAUCUUUAUUUGGGAGGAGUGUCAAGGCAUGCAAAGAUGGACAGACGGUAGAAGAUGGGGUCCUUCGCGAGUACAAGGGGGAUUCCUAUGGUACAAGGAGAUAGAAGCGAAUGAAGACACAGCACUCAUCAAGCAAACAUAUUCGCUCCCACAAUCUGUCUCAAACAUGAUACAAGAACCAAAAUUGCAUUUAGUUUGCUAUACGAACGCAAAUAAUAACCUACAAAGGCCGAGCGAUGAUCCAACACUUGAACAAUUCAAACAUUCCACCGAAUACACAACGCCUUCUGUGUUGACGUCAUCAGCAGGACAACCUAAUCGAUCAGAUCGACCAGAACCAAUCAAGAUACUCAAUGACACGUCGUUCAGUCCACCACCUACACCACCGCAUAGCUACAAUACACCGAUGAUCUUCACAGACCCAUUCCAAUCCUCCGCCACAAUUACGCCGCCUGUCUCAGCCACGAGGAUGGACUUCAUGGUUGAACAAGGGCGUAGGGCAUCGCAUCCACACACUCAGUCAUCUAGCAGUGGCUCAGCGAUCCAAGCAGGAGCAUAUGCAGCCACACUGGUUGGCAGAGGUGCUGCAAGACGAGGCAGCUCACCCUAUCCAUCACCACGAAGAAACAGCAGUAUUUUUGAAAGAAAUGCGUCAUUCUCGAGUGGUAGAAGAUCAAACAAUACAUCUAGACCAACUCCUCCAGCCCCACUUAAUUUGAAUCAGGGCCUUUAUAUUCCUCCACCUAUGACAUCCGCACCAGCUGCAGUUACUACACAUACUAUUCCAACUACAUUUGCAGCGACGAACAAUAUGUUUCAGACACAUACACCUGCGCACACACAGCAUAGACCAUCAUCAAGUCACAGCCAUGGUCGUGGGCAGGUUGACUAUUCCAAACCUGCUCCACCGAUACAUCAACAACAGCCACAGGCAUACGCACAAAGAGCAUCUCUUCCUCCUAUAGCCAACAACAUCCCUAGAAACAGCAUCUCCACAGCUACGUCGAGAAUCAACCUUUGCGAUGAAGACAAGAGACAGUUGGAUAGUUUUAAGUUCAAUGACUGCUUGUAG